Cynara cardunculus var. scolymus (artichoke) is the source of this 699-nucleotide messenger RNA. Its product is annotated as coiled-coil domain-containing protein 1-like. The transcript has 3 exons. NCBI's taxonomy places the organism in Eukaryota, Viridiplantae, Streptophyta, Magnoliopsida, Asterales, Asteraceae. The record is from RefSeq and is a predicted model, not a curated record. The coding region runs from base 1 to 699 and encodes 232 amino acids.
AUGGCUCCGAUCCCAACCACCUCAGUGACCCAAAUCACCGAAGGUGUGAAUAUCAGUAUAGCCACUAUUGAGCACCCACUUCCACCACUCUCAUCCAUCUUCUCCUCUCCUCCUUCUUUGGUCUCGACACAUGUUCAUGACUCAUCAACGAUUGUACUCACUGAUGAAGCACCCACCACAGGACCUGAGGUUGCUCCUUUCCAAACACCUCAGUUAAUAGACGCCUAUGUUCACGAAGGCAACCUGGAGAGGACCAACAUUAAUCCUUCAGAUGGUGCUGAUAAAUCCUCAGGUUCUUCCGAUGAUGGAACGCCAGCCAUGGAAGAGGAAUAUAACAUGGUGCUGAUGACAGGGGGAAAAGAUUUGGAUGAUGCUGCUGCUGUCCCUAAAACUGAGGCAGAAGUUAAUGCUCCUAGAGCUGAAUCUAAUGAUGCAGAGAUUGUUGAUGAAACCAUCACUUCCCAUGAAGCUAAUGAAGUUGAGGUCAUUGAUGAUGCCAUCAGAUCUGAUGCUAAAGCUCAUGAUGAAGAUCUUCCAAUCGCCCCUGCAGUUGAUGCUGGUAAUGAGGAAAAUGAUGAUGAAGACGAUGACAAUGAAGAUGACAAUGACUCUCCAACCCUUCCUGAUGCUGUAAAGGAUGUUGAUGAUAAUGAUGAUAAAGACGACAAUGAUGAUGACUUCAUAAUUCAGAACCACUAA